CUUUUGUUCGAUCCGCGUCCAGACGACUUUCGAACGUCGUCCUUUUUAAUUAUAUUUUUGGAUUAUGAAUCAGCAACAUAGCAAAAAUGCCGAAGUUCAUGGGUCGAGGUUUCGGCCUUCGAAUCCGAAUCUACCAAAGAUCGACAAACUGAGACAAGUACAAUUCAACGAGAUACAAGACAAGAAGAGGUUGUCGAUGAGGUUCUCCGCUUUGCUGAAUUCGGCAAGUCGCGUGUUCUAUCAUAAACGUGGAGAUCGAUUGAAGGUUCCCAGGUAUCAAAACACUUAUCGGCUCAGCUCAUUUAACCCUUUCGAUGUCGAAGUGGUCGAUAAACUGGUGAUGGAGACGAUGGAGAGUAAAUUAUCGCCGGUGACGGCAUAUCAUCCAAAUCACAUGGCGAAAUUGUGCUUGGAGAUUGGAUCGGAUUUGCAAAACGCACUCUGCAAAAAGGAUUACGAUAGGUAUAAAUUAGUGACGCAGGUGACUAUAGUCCAACGUCUCGAUCAAAGCGUACACACGGCGUUCCAGAGCCUCUGGGACGUGGAGCGAGACAAUUACUCCUAUUAUGUUUUCGAAAACAACCACAUUUACGCAUGGUGUUGCGUGUUCGGCCUAUAUUACGAGUGAAAUUCAUCGUCCCGGUUAAAUCUCGUUCUGUUACGCGCGGACGCGCGCUCGCGAUAUUCCCGAUAUUCGUUGCAAUUCCAAACUAAUGCUCGCUGCUUUCUUUUUUUUUUUUUUUUUUUGUAACCCGCGUGCUCGCUAGAUAUCGGUGCAAUAUCGUUGCAUAAUGAACGGGGAUGUAUAUCGCGACGUUUACGAGGAUUCACGCAGCGCGGGCGCGCACUGUUAAAUUUAUCGGAUUUUUCGCGAUCGCGCGUCUGACCGGAUGAAUCCUUUUUUUAUUGGUGAAAUAAAAAAUUAUCGCAAAGCAAUUGGUGAGAAUGGACGUCGUGAAAUAAUUUCGGAAACUGUGUCCGAUCGGAGAAUACAGAGAGUUAACCUGACCCCCCGUAAACCGGCAAGGGUUGGGUUAAAUUGUUCGUAAAGGAUGGUUGCAAAAAGGUUUCGAUCGAUUAUGAAGUAACCAUACAG
This is a messenger RNA of Bombus impatiens (common eastern bumble bee), 1096 nucleotides long. Its product is annotated as tctex1 domain-containing protein 2-like. The transcript is spliced from 4 exons. The record is from RefSeq and is a predicted model, not a curated record. Gene Ontology annotation, cellular component: cytoplasmic dynein complex; cytoplasm. NCBI's taxonomy places the organism in Eukaryota, Metazoa, Arthropoda, Insecta, Hymenoptera, Apidae. Gene Ontology annotation, biological process: microtubule-based movement. Bases 65 to 628 code for a protein of 187 amino acids. Gene Ontology annotation, molecular function: dynein intermediate chain binding.